ACUUGUGAGAUCGGUGGUUGCCUAUUACCGACUAUCCGAAGGGAGCGCGUGCGAGGGUAAAACAGAAACAGAAGAAGAACGACAGGAAAAAUAAGAAAACAAAAAUAGCGGGAGAGAGAAAGAGCGCGAGGAAAGGAAGAAACCCGAGCAACUAUGGCCCUAUCAGCAACUCCUCCGGUUCUCUCGCCAACCUCCGUCCCUGCCCCGGGAAGCCUGUUCCGCUCGGAUCCGCUCUACACGAGCCCCUCCGAGUCCCCGCGCCUGACCAGCAGCAUGAUCAACUCUUUCAUCAGCGGCAGCGGUGGGGGAAACGGGACCGGGACCGGCGCGAGCGUUAAUAACGAGUGCAAGAUGGUGGAGGUGCACGGGGUCAAGGUGGCUUCGUUCAGCGUGGACGGUCAGGAGCUCAUCUGCCUCCCGCAGGUGUUUGACCUCUUCCUCAAACACCUGGUCGGCGGGCUGCACACCGUCUACACCAAGCUGAAGCGCCUGGAUAUCUGCCCGGUUGUGUGUACCGUAGAGCAGGUCCGCAUCCUCCGGGGGCUCGGAGCCAUACAGCCGGGGGUGAACCGAUGCAAACUCAUUACGCGUAAGGACUUCGAGGCGCUUUAUAACGACUGCACCAACGCCAG
Messenger RNA from Osmerus eperlanus (European smelt), 632 nucleotides. RefSeq names its product dachshund homolog 2-like. The annotation marks the transcript as partial. Lineage: Eukaryota; Metazoa; Chordata; Actinopteri; Osmeriformes; Osmeridae. The record is from RefSeq and is a predicted model, not a curated record. Gene Ontology annotation, biological process: regulation of transcription by RNA polymerase II. The transcript has a single exon. Gene Ontology annotation, cellular component: nucleus; transcription regulator complex. Gene Ontology annotation, molecular function: RNA polymerase II cis-regulatory region sequence-specific DNA binding; DNA-binding transcription factor activity, RNA polymerase II-specific.